This is a messenger RNA of Chara braunii, 2351 nucleotides long. NCBI's taxonomy places the organism in Eukaryota, Viridiplantae, Streptophyta, Charophyceae, Charales, Characeae. The record is from the annotation of a GenBank genome assembly.
UUAGUAGGUUGAUAGACUCUCAUGGGUGUUUGUGCGCAUCGGCCUUCUACAAUUAUUAUAAACAGAACCUGGGGGAAGGUAUGUACUUAGUCUAUGUCUCAGUGAACGGGGAGGCCGUUAAAACACCCGCAGAGAUAGAGACCAUCGUCGCUAAGUACCCUGAUCUGUUCAAGGAGCCCUCAGGAGUCGUUGACAGGGAGAUUGUCCAUGCCAUAGAGAUCAUCCCAAGUAGCAAGAUGCCUAGAGGGAGAAUCUAUAGGAUGGCUCCGGCUGAGUUGGACGAACUUCGUCGGCAACUGAUAGAGCUCACAGAAAAGGGUUGGAUUCGGUCUAGCACUUCCCCCUUUGGCUCACCAGUCCUAUUUGUUCCAAAGAAAGGGGGAACACUAAGGAUGUGCAUUGAUUAUAGAGACCUCAAUGUCAUCACCGUUAAGAACGCAGAGCCUCUACCAUGCAUCGACGACCUAUUGGAUAGGGUGCAGGGGUGUAAGUACUAUAAUAAGAUAGACUUAAAAUCCGGCUACCAUCAGAUUGCCAUAAGACCAGAGGACCGCCACAAAACCGCAUUUCAGACCAGGUACGAUCUGUACGAGUUUGUGGUGAUGCCCUUUGGCCUUUGCAAUGCGCAGGGUACAUUCCAGCACGCCAUGAAUAGGAUCUUCCAUAACUACUUAGAUCAGUUCGUCGUCGUGUACCUCUACGAUAUACUUAUCUUUAGCAAGACUAUCAAGGAGCAUGCUCAGCAUAUACACAAAGUCCUCUCACUCCUUCGGCAACAGAAGUAUAAGAUAAACAAAGAGAAAUGCGAGUUCGGUCGCACUCGAAUCUUGUACUUGGGUCAUGAAGUAUCAGCGGAAGGGAUUAGGCCCGAAGAUGCAAAGGUGGCUAGCAUACGUGACUGGCCACGACCCCAGUCUGUGACUGAGGUCAGAUCAUUCUUGGGAAUGUGUGGUUAUUACUGCAACUUCGUAAAGAAUUAUAGUACGAUCACAUCUCCCUUGACUGAUCUAACUCGACUUGACACACCAUGGGACUGGACCGACGAGUGUGAGGCAGCUUUCAAACGUUUGAAGCAUGCUCUCACACACCAUGAGGUUCUCAUGGUACCCGACCCGCAAAGACCAUUUGUUGUAACCACUGACGCAAGUCAAUAUGGCAUUGGCGCAGUGCUGGCUCAACAGGAAGGGAAAAAGUUGAGACCGGUCGAGUACAUGAGCAAAAAGAUGUCAUCAAAGAAGUUGGCAAAGUCCACUUACGAGAGGAAACUCUACGCUCUCUACAAGGCGCUUGUCCACUGGAGGCACUAUCUGUUAGGAAGGUUCUUCUACUUGAGAAUUGACCAUCAGACCCUCAAGUGGAUCAAGACACAACUCAUUCUCUCCGAUGCACUCAAACGCUGGAUUGAAGUCAUAGAUCAGUAUGACUUCAAACUAGACUAUGUGAAAGGAGAGUACAACAAGGUUGCAGAUGCGUUGUCUAGAAGGGAAGAUUAUCUGGGUGCGCUAAUUUCUGAGUUUGGCUUAUCUGAGGACGUGACUCGAUCUUUGGGGGAAGCCUACAAGGAAGAUCCCGUCACGAUGGACAUCAUCAACAAACUGCAGGCCAAAGACAAGGCCACAACUGACGAGUUUGUGAUGGUGGAUGGGUUACUCUUUCUUGAAAAGGCAGGGUUCAAAAGUGUAUCUCCAUGGACUUUCAUGGAUACUCUCGUGACCAGCAAGAAUAGCAAAAGGCACAUCUUCGUCAUAGUUGAUAGGUUCACUAAGUAUGCUAGACUAAUUGCCAUGCCGGAGGCUGCCAUGACUGAGCACGUCAUUAAGUUGUUCAUGGACAACUGGGUGCGCGGUUUUGGACUGCCAAAGACAAUCGUUAGCGAUAGAGAUGUGUGUUUCACACGUGAGAUGUGGAAGAAGGCCGCUGAACAGAUGGGCAGCCAGCUUCAGAUGACUUCUGGGAAUCAUCCCGAAGCAAAUUGGCAGGCUGAAGAGAUGAAUCGUGUGGUGCAGCAUCUGCUGAGGCAUUACAUCAAGCCCAGCCAGGAUGACUGGGAUGAGAAAUUACCUCUCAUCGCUAGCCUGUACAACAAUGUUGUACACAGCACCACCGACGUCAGUCCUAAUCAGUUGUACCAGGGAUGGAAGCCUAGAUCUGCUCUAGACUUCCUCCUGCCUGAAAACCGAAUUGCUGUAACUCCUGGAACCAUUGAAUUUGGUGUCCAGUAUGAGAAAUUGUUGCAGCAGAUUGUCGAACACAUGAAGAAAUCUUAGGAAGCUAUGAUUGCUUCUGAGAACAAGCGUCGUCGACAGUCCACAUUUCAGGUAGGGGAACGUGUCUGGGUCAAGGCUAGUGAG